Messenger RNA from Lachnellula hyalina, 1989 nucleotides. RefSeq names its product Glycine--tRNA ligase, mitochondrial (gene GRS1). Lineage: Eukaryota; Fungi; Ascomycota; Leotiomycetes; Helotiales; Lachnaceae. Bases 1 to 1989 code for a protein of 662 amino acids. The transcript is spliced from 4 exons. Gene Ontology annotation, biological process: mitochondrial glycyl-tRNA aminoacylation. The record is from RefSeq and is a predicted model, not a curated record. Gene Ontology annotation, cellular component: cytoplasm; mitochondrion. Gene Ontology annotation, molecular function: glycine-tRNA ligase activity; ATP binding.
AUGGCAACAACUACUCUGAAGGGCCAGCCCUUUGACCGGCCAAUUCUCGACUCCAUGCUUAGGCGGCGCAUGUUCUAUACUCCCUCCUUUGAAAUUUAUGGUGGCACUGCCGGCCUUUACGAUUACGGCCCACCGGGCUGCGCUCUGCAAGCAAACAUCGUCGAUUUAUGGCGCAAGCACUUCGUCUUGGAGGAGGAUAUGCUGGAGGUUGAUUGCACAUCUUUGACUCCUGCUGAGAUCCUCAAAACGAGUGGCCACGUGGACAAGUUUGCCGACUGGAUGUGCAAAGAUCCAAAGAACGGCGAGAUCAUUAGAGCGGAUCAUUUCGUCGAGGAGGUCCUUGAGGCUAGGCUGAAGGGCGAUAAGGAGGCUAGAGGUGUGGUUGUUGAGGAGAAAGAGGCAGACCCAAAGAAGAAGAAGAAGAAGGGCAAGGCUGCAGAGGCACUCAAGCUGGAUGAUGCUGUGGUGAAGGAGUACGAGGAAAUAUUGGCAAAGAUUGACAACUACAAUGGUGAGGAGCUGGGUCAACUCAUUAAGAAAUUUGAGCUCAAGAACCCCACCACGGGUGUUGAGCCUCUUCCUCCUGUAGCAUUCAACCUGAUGUUCCAGACUAGCAUUGGUCCGAGCAGCAAGGCCCUUGGUUACCUUCGACCGGAGACUGCACAAGGCCAAUUUCUCAAUUUUGCAAAGCUUCUUGAGUUCAAUCAGCAACAAAUGCCCUUCGCCUCUGCCUCCAUUGGCAAGUCUUUCAGGAACGAGAUUUCGCCCCGCGCUGGUCUUUUGCGUGUCCGCGAAUUUUUAAUGGCGGAGAUUGAGCACUAUGUGGACCCCGAGGGUGGUAAGAAACACUCGCGCUUCCACGAAGUACAGGACGUUGAGCUUGUUCUUUUGAAUCGUCACACUCAACUGGCCGGUCAAACAAACGUCGAAAAGGUUGCAAUUGGCAAGGCUGUGGCUGAUGGCAUUGUCGACAACGAGACUCUUGGCUACUUUUUAGCCCGUAUCCAAUUGUUCUUGAAAAAGAUUGGUGUGGACCAGUCGAAGAUCAGAUUCAGACAGCACAUGGCGAAUGAGAUGGCACAUUAUGCUGCUGACUGCUGGGAUGCUGAACUGCAAACCAGCUAUGGCUGGAUUGAGUGUGUUGGCUGCGCAGACAGAAGCGCCUACGAUCUGACAGUGCACGCGCAGAAGACUGGUGCACCCUUAAUGGUCCGCCAAAAACUAGAGACGCCUAUCAGUAUUACAGAAUGGGUAGCUGAGCUGAACAAAAAGCUGUUCGGCCCGCAAUUCAAAAAGGAUGGCAAGGCGGUUGAAGCUGCUAUUGAGGCAUUAUCGCAAGAACAGCGCGAGACCCUAGCCCCCAUCCUAAGUCAGGACGGUAAGAUUACUGUUGAGGUUGAAGGUGUUAGUAACGGCAAAGUUGAGGUUAGCAAAGACCUGCUUGUCAUUGAGAAGCGAACUCGGGUUGAGAACACUCGCGAGUAUACGCCAAAUGUCAUCGAGCCAUCGUUCGGUAUCGGUAGGAUUCUUUACUGUCUUUUCGAGCACAAUUACUGGACUCGAGCAAGUGAUGGCGGUGAUGAAGCACGCUGUGUACUCUCAUUCCCUCCUACAAUAGCACCUACGAAGGUUUUACUCGUUCCUCUGUCUAGCCAUGAGAGCUUCAAGCCUCUUCUGAAGUACAUGUCACUUAAGCUCCGCUCUUUGGGCGUUUCAAGUCGAAUCGACGACUCUUCGGCGUCUAUUGGCAAGCGAUAUAGUCGGAACGACGAGUUGGGUACACCCCUUGGUAUCACUAUUGACUUCCAGAGUGUGAACGACAAAACCUACACCCUCAGAGACCGAGAUUCGACGAAACAGGUCCGAGCAGACGAGGAGACUAUUCUUGCAGCUAUCAAGUCAUUAGUCGAGGGUGCGAAGGUCUGGGCGGAUAUCGAGAAAGAAUUACCCGCAUUUGAGGGUCAAGAGGCCGAUCUUCCAGUCCGCUGA